GUAGAUUGAUCAAGACUUGCUCAACCUGAAAGAGUCCUAAACUCCUAAGUCCUAACCAAUGUGGGAAAACAUCAAACAUAGCAAACACACCACCGUUAUUUACAGUUAAUUACUUCCUCCAGAAUUCCAUUACAAAUUUACAACUCAUACUCUUUUGCUUAGAAAUCAAUUACAAUAAACAAUGCAAGAGAAACUAAACAAACUUUUCAUUUCCGAAACAAAAGCCACAAAAAUGGAGGUAAUUAAGAGUGAUUACCAGAUAUUAGACCCUAAUUCUACUUCAUUUGACGAAGAAUCUCCACUAUUAUCAAAUUACGCCGAAAAUAAUUGUAAUAGUCAUAUCAAUUGGAGGUGGAAAAAAAGAUGGUUUAUAAUUUUGCUGGGUGUUGUAAUUGCAGUUUCCGCCAUUGUUAUUAUCAAACAAUUUGGCCCCUCUUUCAUGAAGAAGGAGGUUAUGCCAGUAAUAAACUGGCUGAUAGAAACUUUCAGCUCGCCAGUGCUUGCAGCUAUUCUGUUUGCUGGAAUAGCCUUGUUCCCUGUUCUACUUUUGCCAACGACGCCCUUCAAGUGGAUCGCUGGAAUGACUUUUGGCUAUGGAAUUUGCUUCUUGGUGGUCAUACCUGGAGUAGCUGUGGGAGUCUCUUUGCCCUAUUUCAUUGCCUAUAAAUUUCGUGACAAGGUCGAGAAAUGGCUGGAUAAUCAUCCAGAAAAAGCUGCCAUUGUUAGACUUGCUGGUGAUGGGGAAUGGUUACAUCAGUUUCAAGCCAUUGCUCUUGUAAGACUUACUCCGUUCCCAUAUGUGGUGCUCAAUUAUGCUGCUGUUGCUACCGGUGUUAAAUAUGGUCCUUACCUAACGGGAACCCUGGUAGGGAUGGCACCUGAGAUACUUCUUGCAAUUUACAGUUCAGCUUUUCAAUUGCGACGCUGCCAAUCAAGAGAAUGUGAUCUACAAGCUGGAGAUAUGUAGUCAAUUUAAGAACGUCGUAUUAUUUUCACUGCUACAUUGGUUGGGGUUGCAUUGUUUAUGUUGAAACUCAAAGUAAUGGAGUCUAAUAUAAGAGGUGGUAAAUUAGAUGAGGUUUUUGUAGUUGAAGGAUAAGUGAAGGAUGGGUGAAUUGGGUGGAUUUGUAGGGAAGUAUUAGCCUCAUUCGAAGAGUAACAAGUCCCACUCCCUCGAGGUCUCAAAUUGACCUCAAGCUCCACCACCUUCACUCACAUUCCUUUUCUUUAUCUUGUUUCUUAUUACCCCUCAAUUUAUUAUCUUCAAUGCAAGCAUCCCCAUAAGCUAAGCUGAAAAUUCUAAUGCAGUUUUGAAGAUAUCGCUUAAUUCUAGGCUCGAUUUUCAAGAGUCAAGACUCUUAAAGUUUUCCAAAGAUUGGACCCAAGAGCAUGCUGAUUUUUCUGAUCUGCAGACUUGUAGUGAACCUAGAAAAGAUAUGAGAGUUUGAUGAGUUUUUCCACGAUAUGUUUAGUUGUUAAUUGGAUAAGGGUUUACAGGCCUGAUACAAGGGGGGAAUAGGUAAACUUCCAUCAUUCUUCAUUUCUUCUUGUUGA
Beta vulgaris subsp. vulgaris (sugar beet) is the source of this 1554-nucleotide messenger RNA. RefSeq lists its product as uncharacterized. The transcript has 4 exons. NCBI's taxonomy places the organism in Eukaryota, Viridiplantae, Streptophyta, Magnoliopsida, Caryophyllales, Amaranthaceae. The coding region runs from base 182 to 967 and encodes 261 amino acids. The record is from RefSeq and is a predicted model, not a curated record.